Molecule: messenger RNA, 4675 nt
Organism: Ostrea edulis (European flat oyster)
Lineage: Eukaryota; Metazoa; Mollusca; Bivalvia; Ostreida; Ostreidae
Product: suppressor of lurcher protein 1-like
Exons: 15
Coding region: 443-2344 (633 amino acids)
Cellular component (GO): plasma membrane
Source: RefSeq, a predicted model, not a curated record
UUAAAAGAUAACUAAUUGGAUUAAAAGUAAGUUCGUUUUAAAAGGGCUGUAUAUGUUUUGUGAAAAUUGUUGAGAAAAGUAUUUCAUCUUUUUCAAUAUUGUUUUGGGGGGAUGAAAACCUCUUAUUAACUGGAUAUGCUCAUAGAAUCGUUACUUAUGAAGCAACAUGCUGUCAUAAUCGAUGACUGAAAUAAGGGGAGUGUCUCUACAAGAAAGAAAAAAAAAUUCUCGGAAGGGACGUAAAACAGUAUACAGUUAUUAAAAAGAAACCAUUGUACUUCUUACAUACUAAUAUACGUUUACUAAAUUCAGAUGCAGUUUUACAAAAAAGCAUUCAAUUGAAUACCCUUGGUUUUGUUUCAGACAGCACCCUAUAACGUGAGAUAUGAAACCAGCGAUAGCAAAGAAGUAGACCAGAAAAAUUAAAAGACAGAAGGCAGAAAUGAUGAAUGAUAGUGUUCUGACGUCACUAUUUCUCCUGCCUACCUUCUUCCUAUCAGUUGAUCUCAUUGGACCAGGGUGUGAGUGUGUGGUAUACCAGAGCACGGGACAACCAGGUGCCCGUAAUUUUCACUCCCCUAACUACACCACGGCCCCCCACUACCCCCGGGGCGUCUUUUGUAUACUCUUCUCGUUCAUUGGAGAUGUGAACGAGACGGUGGAGAUCACCUUCAUUGAUUUCAAUCUCUUCCCAAAAGUUAACAACAAGUGUCUUGAUUUUCUGAAAUUAUACCUGAACGAGCGGGCAGAGGUGAACGAGGGCAGCGUCCAUGAAUAUGAAUUGUGUGGAAACAACGCCGACCUUCCUCAGAAAACAUUCUACUCACGAGGUAGAAGUAUACACAUGGAGUUUCAUACAGAGGGGGACAAGGUCAUCAAUAACACGUAUAAAGGGUUCACCGGAAAGUUCUCCUUCAUAGACUCUAGAGAGUUCCAGACUACAAUGAGACAAGUAUCCCGGGAUAAUAAUUCCUGCUCCUACAUAGACCGACACCAUAACAACAGCCCCAGUAAAGGGAGGUUCUUCUCCCCUCGAUACCCCCAGAACUACCCCUCCCGGAUUUCCUGUAGUUAUCAAUUCAUUGCACGUCCAGGGGAGAUAAUCCAAUUGGUCUUCCUCGUUCUGCAGUUGACCGGAAACACCUCAAGCUGCAGUAAAGACGAAGACUACAUAGAAAUCUAUGAUGGCGUUAAUAAAACAGAGAGGAUAGCCUUUUUAUGUGGCAACAAGAGCGUUCCUCCGAUAAAAUCCCACAGUCAAUAUCUCAGUGUGUACUUCCACUCCAAGUCCAAUUCCAACAGGAAAGGGUUCGCCGCUUCUUAUGAGUAUCUGUCCAUUGAAACCAUUGGAUCUUAUAACCAGCAUGGCCAACAAAACCAGUGCCCUGCCCCACAUGAAUGCAACAAAAAUAUUACCCAGAAUUCCUCACCAGAAGGCACCAUCUGCAGCCCGCGAUACUCGCAUCCGUAUCCGGCCGGAAUCACCUGCACGUACGAGUUUUACGCUAACCCCGGUGAGAGAGUCCAGAUCAUAUUUACACAUUUCAAUCUCUUCCUGUCGUCGCUUGGUACUGAAGAAAGGGACUGCAAGCUGGAAGAUUCUGUAUCCAUUUAUAUAGACGAAAAAUUUGAUGAGGCGAGCGUCAUGUUUUGUGGAAAUAGUUUACCGCUGCAGUACAUGUCUGCCAAAAAUUGGAUAAGAGUUAAGUUCGUCAGUCUGCCUUCCAGUGGAGACAAAGGACGAUCCUCAGGAUUCGAGUUCCAGUAUAAGUUUAGAAAAGAUUUUGGAAUAACCACAGGGACUCAGACGAUAGGAAAUUACGGUCGCCCCCUUUGUGAAUUUCUCUUCAACAGUACAAUCCAGAAGGUGGGAAACUUCACCUCCCCUAACUACCCGGGGGUGUACCCCUCCGUCACUCACUGUCAAUACAUUUUCCGUGGAGAGCCGGGGGAACGGGUUACCAUCACCUUGGACAAUUUCGACGUGGGAAGUGACGAAUGUGAGGGUCAGAAUGAUCACGUGACAUUCACCAGUUUUUCUCAUGAGGGUCCAGACAAGGGAUUUAAACCUAUAUGUGGAGUCAUGCAGUCGCUGAUCACCAAACGGGUGUCUGACGGAGCUUACUUCCGGGUCUUGAUGAGUUCGUAUGACAACUAUGAGCACACGGGCUUCCUAGGGCGAUAUGAAUUUAGCCCACACUACAACGUUUUCGCAGUCUCUACGCCCUCCCCGAAGAGGAGGAAAGGAUCCCAAUCCUCAGCACGCCACGUCGCUGUGGUGGAUCUCAUAAGCGUGACAUUUACUGUGCUAUUCUGUCUAAUUAGAAACUCUGUGAUCAGAUAGUUAGUGUGGAACAAUUAUGCUGUUAUCUCUACCACAAUAUUGGGUCGAUGAACUAUUGAGACGUUUAUGUAAAUCAAAAUCACGUGAUCACAUUCGUCAUGCAUUAACUGCCAGUAACUUUUUAGAAUAAGAGGGAAUGGGGUCGUUGCAUUGUCAACUCCAAAUUUGAAUUUCCAGAACAAAAAUAUUUCUUAUUCUAUGGCUAUUGGCUAAUGACGACAAUACAUCUAUGAUUCUAUGGCUGUUAGCUAAUGACGACAACACAACCCACUGUGGAAGACCUCCACGUCCAUGUGCCAUUUUACAUCCAUGAGAUCACGCUCGCGCGAUUUUAAGAUUUAUCCCGCUUUUUCAAAAGUCGUGUAACUAGCUGACUAGCUAUCCCCCAGUAUUUAUAAUAUGAUAUAGUACAUCUACUAAAACAGACGCUGACAUUUCAUGUAUAUAACAGUCCAGUACACCGUGGAUACUGUGUGCCUUUGUGGGCGUUAUUCACAAAUUUUCUUUGCAAAGGUCGUAACUUUUCAUAAAUGCUUAUCUUAUGCGACAGUAAAUAUAUGUACAUAAUUAUGUAUAUAUUGAAAUCACUACAAUUCAUUAAACUAGGCUAGCUUUAUUCAAUGUACACAGAAGAGUUAAGGAAACUGAGAACUGUAUUCAAACGUAAUCAUUUAUGGGAUAUUGCCAAGUUAUCAGUAUUAGUGAGGAAUGUAAUUUAAAUUUUGUUCAUGAAUAAGUCUUCACAGUCGGGAUCGAUGUUCUGUGUUUGUAUCUUGAUCCCGGCACCGUGGCUGUUCCUUCGCCAUGCGCCCGGUGUCAAAUGUGAACGUCAAAUGUCUUUCUGGUACAUGUACAUGUAUGACUCUAGAAACGGAGGUCUCGUGUCACAGCAAACGUUAGCACUGUCAAGAACCUCACUGUAACGGACCUAGGCACCAAGCUUAGAUCAAUAUUUAUUGCGUUUUAUCUAAAGCUUGUAACGUCUUCUUCUGAGUGAAGAGGACCUCCGUGGCCGAGUGGUUAGAGCAUCGCGCUCAAAAUCACACGGCCUAUCACCUCUGGUCGGCGCCGACGGGUUCGAAUCCCGCUCGCGCCGGUAAGUGCGAAAGUUUUCCAGUUUACUUGGAGAAGGUCGGUGGUCUCUUCCCAAGUACAUUGUAUCUGGGUUCUCUCUUCCACCAAUAAAAAGUGGGCGCCACCAGAUAACUGAAAACUGUUAAGUGUGGCGGAAAACGUCAAUCAAUCAAUCAGAGUGACGUAGAAUCACACACGAAGAAACAGCUGCAUGCCUCAUUUUGAACCUUCUUAGAAAGGAAAUCAUGGUAUCACCGUAAAACUAAGGUUACAAACAGAAUCAUACACUGUACCUCUCUCCUAUCAUUCUAGUUUUAAAAUAAUCUGUCUCGAAGCGUCCUGACAUGAUUUCCCUGAAAGUGCUUGGACCAGUGACGCUUUUUGAGGAUUACAACAUUUGAUGAAAAUUCUACGAUAUGGUAUUAGUGUUAUUUUAUCUGAAAUUACGAGAAUCCGAAAAAAAAAUCUACGAUGUCGCUGUCUGAAGAGUAAGAGGCGUGUAAUGAAGGGCAAGAAAGACAAGUGAAAAUAUGAAUUGUUGGUUGUAAUACAUCAUCGAGGAGAUGCAUGGCAGUAACCUUUGUAUCUCUUCAAGGAGAAAUUUGUACAGUCUUGUUAAAGCUACACAGCAAAACAAUUAUGAUUCCGAAAUUGAAAAUAGAAAAAAUUCAAAAUAUGCUAUUCAUCACUUGCAUAUAGUACUUUCAUGUAUUAAGUCUUUAGUCUAUAUUCUCUUUACAUAGAGAUCACUCCAAGAUAUUUCUCCAAAAAUUGUGGUAUUUACUUUUAUCAUUUGUGUAUUCCAAUUCAGUCUAUAUUUCAUAAGUUUUACCGUGUUACCUCCAGAAUGUUCCUGGUCCUCACCUUGACCUUCAACCCUCGAAUACAACCAGACUGUUAAUAAAUAACCCUUGCUUUAAAUCUGUAGUACAUGUAUGUGAUUGUAUGUAAUUGUAUUGAGUCGUGAGGUCUAAACGUGGAUGAAAGUCUUAAUAGUCCUGAUGGGACAAGAACAGUUACAGUUAUUGUUGACAGGUAGAUCUAUAUAGAUAUGUGUGUGAAUAGUGUGUUUAUUUAUAGCUUUAGAUCACGUUUCGGGUUAUUUUUGUAAUAAAAUUUAUCAAAUAAUAUCAAGGAUAGAUUUACAGGUUUGAAUUGUUAUGAUUACAAUGUUAAGCGGUUAUUAACAUAUUUUCAUGAAAUACACAUUGAAUUUUAUAAAAUCAAUAAACUUGUGAGUGAAACUUUUUAACAUGU